Messenger RNA from Pezoporus flaviventris, 388 nucleotides. RefSeq names its product coiled-coil-helix-coiled-coil-helix domain containing 5 (gene CHCHD5). The transcript is spliced from 4 exons. The record is from RefSeq and is a predicted model, not a curated record. Bases 57 to 350 code for a protein of 97 amino acids. NCBI's taxonomy places the organism in Eukaryota, Metazoa, Chordata, Aves, Psittaciformes, Psittacidae.
CUUCCGCUUCCGCCGCGCAUGCGCGCUGCGGCACGGCCGGCUGGAGCGGCGGAGGGAUGGAGGCGGCCCUGGAGAUCACGGCUCGCUACUGCCGCUCGGAGCUGGAGCAGUACGGGCGGUGCGUGGCCGCCAGCCCGGCCUCCUGGCAGCGCGACUGUCACCGGCUGCGCCUGAGCAUGUCCCGCUGCGCCGCCGGGCACCCCAUCGUGCAGCGCAUCCGGCAGGACUGCGCCGAGCCCUUCGCUGCCUUCGAGCAGUGCCUGCGGGAGAACCAGGCGGCAGUGGUGAAGUGCAGCGAGCACGUCAACGCCUUCCUGCUGUGUGCAGACAAGGUGAAGGUCUCCACGUGAGGGGAGCCCUGGAAGCAGAAUUCAUCUUGAGGAGUGAA